UUCGUCUCCGGAGAUAGGCAGUCUGAUAACAGCUCAAAAGCAGAAGACACUCCUUGAAUGUGCAGAUUAGCGCUGUUUCUCAGACAUUGAGUAGAAGAAGAGCUUUUAAAAUGGCAUCACGCUCUGGUGUGAUGGUCAUUGCUGCAUGCCUACUGGCUAUAUUGGUAUUUGUGAACGCCUCGCCAAGACCAGAAAUAUCACGCGAUUGUGUCGUGAAUAUGCUCACCAAUGCCGGAAUCGCAAGGAAAACAGCUCACAAGUACUCUAAAUACUUAGCUCUGGUGGAUGCCAGGGCAGAAGACUUGGGAAUGGCCUCACGCGAAACACUGACCGAUAUAGGAAUCACCGACAACUCGGAUCAGAUCAAGAUUGUCGGGUGUUACUCUCAGUUUGUCGGAGAGUCAAGUCGACCUGCGAGUUGUCAAUAUUAUGCGCCCUGUGACGAGAACUCCACCUGCGCUCUGCUCUCUCAGACAUUAAGGCCGCGCUUCGCGUGCAGGCAGAAGGAUGCAUGCGAUGAAGAGUCUUGUCUUAAUGGCGGUUUCUGCAAGAGCAACGGUGCGAAUUUCACCUGCGAUUGUACCAUUGGUUACGGAGGCCGUCGCUGUGAGGAGAAGUGGUUGACCAUGGAACGCAGUGAUGCGCAGUUCGCCAACAUGACCAAGUCAGUUCAGGACAACGUAGAAGCCGUUAAAAGUACGUUUACAUCGGCUGUCAGCUCGAUCCGAGGCCUGAUGGAACACAUCUUCAAAGCACUGGUUAGGAUCGAUUCAACCGUCGCCGUGCGCCCGUCCAACCCAACCUCUCGUCCAACUACUGAGGGAACUCCGGUUGCAACUACUAUUCUAACAACCAGUCCGACGACUGUGCCAACGACUGUGCCAACGACUGUGCCAACGACUGUGCCAACGACUGUGUCAACGACUGUGCCAACGACUGUGCCAACGACUGUGUCAACUACAGAGGCAGUAACCAUUCGCGUCCCAAGGAUAGAAUAUGAGCUCUUCUUGCCCCAAAACGUUGACUGGAAUAGCGCCAGAGAGGUCUGCCGCUCACGAGGCGGAGAUCUGGCCGCGGCGAGGAAUGAUGAUGAGCACCGCGAAAUAGUCGAGCUGAUGAGGAGCAGUGGGAAUUACGAAACUUGGGUGUGGCUUGGCGGCACAGAUAGCCGUAGCGAGGGCAAAUGGAGGUGGAUUAUAGAUGGCCAAGCCGUCACCCUCUCAAGGUGGGCCACUGGUGAACCGAACAGCUUUCGUGGCUAUAAUGAAGACUGCAUGGACUUGAGCAGCGGUUCAUGGAAUGACUUGCCCUGCGACGCGACUGUGCCUGGUUUUGUGUGCCAGUAUACAAAAUACAUUGGUGUAACUACUUCCCCAACUACUACUCCAACAACCAUUCCGACGACUGUCCCAACGACUGAGCCAACUACGGAGACAGUAACGACCAGGCGUAGGAUUCGUGUCCCACGGAUAUACUACCAAAUCUACGUGAACGCUGAAAAAGACUGGAAUAGCGCAAGAGAGACGUGCGGCUGGAACGGCGGCGACCUUGCCGUGGCGAGGAAUGAUGAUGAGUACCGGAAUAUAAUUGAUUUGGUGAGGACGAAUGGAUACUACGAAACUAGGAUGUGGCUGGGCGGCACAGAUAGCGGCAGCGAGGGCAGGUGGCGGUGGAUUAUAGAUGGCCAACCCGUAACCCUCUCAAGGUGGCACAGCCGCGAACCGAACAAUGAUGGUCCCACGGGAGAGGACUGCAUGGAACUAUCCCGUGGUACGUGGAAUGACAUACCCUGCGACACGUCUUUGUCUACUUUUAUGUGCCAAUCUACAACGUAUACUUACAAAGAUGUUUAAAACUGUGACAUUAGAAUCAAUACAACCGAUAUAGUUACAAAACAUGUAUGAAUCUAGGGUCGGUUAGCUUCAUUUGUGCAAAGCCCCUUCAUAAAAUUAAUACCUACUGUUUUCUUUCCUUUCAUUUCAUCUUCUUUUCCGUUCCUUUCUUCUUCAUACACAUUUUAAACAUUUUCAUCAUAUUGUGAGAGCCGUGGGCCAAUAGCCCCGGUGAGAAGGCAGUCUUGCCUGUUCAUAUGGUGAAGUAAAAUAAAGAAACA
This is a messenger RNA of Sycon ciliatum, 2113 nucleotides long. RefSeq names its product integumentary mucin C.1-like. The transcript has a single exon. The record is from RefSeq and is a predicted model, not a curated record. Lineage: Eukaryota; Metazoa; Porifera; Calcarea; Leucosolenida; Sycettidae. The coding region runs from base 111 to 1853 and encodes 580 amino acids.